Molecule: messenger RNA, 1557 nt
Organism: Rhipicephalus sanguineus (brown dog tick)
Lineage: Eukaryota; Metazoa; Arthropoda; Arachnida; Ixodida; Ixodidae
Product: snake venom vascular endothelial growth factor toxin cratrin
Exons: 2
Coding region: 627-1049 (140 amino acids)
Biological process (GO): hemocyte migration
Cellular component (GO): membrane
Molecular function (GO): growth factor activity
Source: RefSeq, a predicted model, not a curated record
UAGGCCCCAUCUAACGCCGGCGCAUCACCAGUCCGCUCACGCGCUCCGUCGGGUUAGCGCGUAAACACGCGGCACGAGACUGACCGGCACCUGUUGUUGCUUCAUCGUACGCAUAUAGGUUGCACGAGUUUGUUCGAGUUAACAGGACUCGCCUGGACGUGCGCUGGAGCGACGUGAGAAGACGGUGCGAUCGCGCGCCCCCUGACAGCGAAGCGGCCAAUUAAAUCACCGACACGAGCAUCAUCAAAGAAGGUCGAAGCGGAAAGGGCACGAUUCGUGUUUUGCCGGGUAGGCGCCAGUGGCUUCUCGACAGGGAAUAACUUUCACUCGCCGAAGGUGCACCAUAAGGUUCCGCGAAAGCGACGGGACGGUGAUCCGGCCAACUCUGCCGGUCUGCAGCGCAGCGGCAGUGAGCGCGCGACCUCCACGGCGGCGUGGAGGGUGGGGAGCGUCAAACGGCGGGACCAGAUUACGCGGUCUAGAAGGAAAGCGGCUCGUGUGACAGUUCACGAUUGGUGCUGCUUGUUUUUUGUCGGCUCCGAAGAGCCGGGCGCGUCGCGCGUGGCGUUCUCCAUGUGCGUGAUAGCGGGCCCAUCGUGUGGCGGCUUAAAAAGCGCAGCCAAGCGAUGCGCCGCCUCGCGCUGCCGGUGGUGGUCCUGAGCGCUGCCCUGUGUUGCGUCGUGUCGGCGCCUCGCCGGCCGGCGAACCCGGCAUCGGCUCGGGCUGCGCGCCACCAGGAGUUCGUGUGGAGGGAGGCCGCCUGCCGCGUUCCACAACCUCGCGUCCAGUGCCUCAAGGAGCUGCAGCCCAAUGACACCAGGAAAUUCUUGCCCCACUGCACCAUCUUGCACCGUUGCGCACCGGACACGGGCUGCUGCGCUUCCGAGGAGCAGCAUUGCCAGGUGAAGACGGUGCAGGCAGUGCAGCUGCCCUUCCUGGUGGUGCACCUGGAUUCCGGUGGCGGACCGUCGCGCUACGAGCCCGUCACGCUCGUAUUCGACAACCACACCGAGUGCGAGUGCCGCCUGCGCAACGAGCCCAUCCGCUGAGCCGGCGCGCUGCGUAGUCCAGUCACUGGUCCGCCGGCAAACAGCGACGAUGGGCGGAAGGGCGGCAGACCCGUUCGCUCCCCGAGAUCGGACAGUCGGUGGCCUCUGGGCUGGGAGCGGAGGGCUGCCCUGACCGCGAUUCCUCCUCCUGCUGCUGUGUCCGCAUGGUGUGCCGCCCUCGUCGGAGCGUUGUUGCCACCUUUCGCUUCUCUCACCUCGGCCUGUUCAGUUGUGCACACGCCGACGGCAGUGAGAGUGCCGCGUUUGGGCGGAGGUCAGAGACGGGCCUCUUACCGGUGCGACCUUCGGCAGCUGUGUGGUGCAUUGCGAACGAAGGCCGGGACCAGGCAAAGAGAACAGUGUCGUUUAUCACGUGAUCAUGCGCCUCUGAGUCAGGUGUUAGGACGGACAGUGCGUGCAGAAACUUUGUACAGAGAUCAUGGUUCAUUCUGUCCCAGUAUUGUGAUGUCAGUUCAUGAAGAUUAAACGCCCUGCAUUUCAUCCUGCC